CAGGUUUUUGAUGCCAGGCAUGUCUUGACGGCUCGAGGAAUGUUUGAGGCUAUAUGUAAGCACAUCAAAUAUGGCACAAAUAAUGGCAAAUUAAGGUAAAGAGACAAGGUGAUAUAUAUAAUAUAUCUUUAUAACAUAAUUUAGCUAGCUCAAGCUGCUCUCUUUUGUUGUUUUGUUUUUUAAUCUUGUGAAUUUUAAACCUUCUUGUUCAUCCAUUGGCGGUAUUUAACUAGACAAAAACAUGAUGGAAAACCUUUAAAUUGGAUGAAACUUAUGCAAGAGGAAUUUUCGAGAUUUAGCUAUGCAAUAGAUCUCCGACAUUAUUAUUAUUAUUAAGGUGGUUUUAUAUAGUGCAGUACCCCAGCCUAGGGCUAGGCGCCCUGCACUUUAAUUGGCAAUUACAGAUGAUUAUAAUUAUUAAAAACAACAAUUGGUAAAAAGCUUGACCUCAUACACCCAAGUACUAUCUACCCCUGUCUAGCCAUGGUCAGCACCCAACCCAAGUACUUUCUACCCCUGUCUAGCCAUGGUCAGCACCCAACCCAAGUACUUUCUACCCCUGUCUAGCCAUGGUCAGCACCCAACCCAAGUACUAUCUACCCCUGUCUAGCCAUGGUCAGCACCCAACCCAAGUACUAUCUACCCCUGUCUAGCCAUGGUCAGCACCCACCCAAGUACUAUCUACCCCUGUCUAGCCAUUAACAGCGCCCAGCAACAUCGACCGUUUUUUAUCAGUUAGAGGGGGUGAGAAUGAGUCGGCAUAGUACAGUUUGAAGAGAUGGGUCUCGGGGGCAGUUUUGAAGGCUGGGAUGGUCUUUACAUUGCGGAUGUGUAAUGGGAGAGAAUGCCAUUGUAUUGGGGCACAGAAAGAGAAAGAUCGUUCACCAUAUGUUUUAGUGCGUACUCUGGAAAGAAAGAAUAUGCGUUUCUGCGGAGGAACGAAGCUUUGGAUGGGCUGAAUGGAAAGAUAGAAGUUCAUUAAGAAAGGAUGGGCAGGAACCAGAGAAAAAGUUGUGACAGAGAACAAACAGCUUGUAAUCAAUGCGAGCCUGUAUAGGCAGCCAAUGAAGUGAGGGAAGUAGAUGUGUAGCAUGAUCACGUUUCUUUGCCUUUAGAACUAACCUAGCAGCUGAGUUUUGAACUUUCUGCAGUUUUUCUAUUUCUGUGAAAUGUUUGGGUGACCUGACAGAAAUGAAUUACAAUAGUCAAGAUGAGUGAGAAAAAAGACAAAAUCUAGUGUUUUUGUUGCGCUAACUGUGAUGAAGUCGUGGAUGGAGCUGAUCUGACGGAUAGCGAUGUUCGCAGAACGACAGAUGUGAGAAAUAUUAUUACUAAGAGACAUGUAAGAAAGAAUGAAACCAAGAUUCCUAGCAGCGGAUGUGAAAUUUAUAUUGGAGCUACCUACAUGAAACGAGAAGGGAAGAGCUGAGUUAGAGGAUGAUUCGUGAUUCUGAAUGAGGAGUGCUUCCGUUUUGUCACUGUUCAGCUUCAACUUGAAGUCAUCCAUGACUUGACAUCACCAAUGCACUCCUGCAAGGUGUGGAUAGCGGAAUUGAAAAGAGAGGGAUGACAUAGGCAAGCCAAGGCUUAUACUUAUAAACUUAUAACUAAUGCUAUUAACUUCAAAAAAUAGUAUUUAUAUUUUAGAUUUCAGUUAAUCGAAAUUCAUUAUUAUAAUUGAAAUAUUAUUAUUAGGCACUUCUACUUCUAGCUUUUGCUCUAAAAAUAUUGACAGAUUUUAAAAAUUAAAUGAAUGUUUUACAUUUCGGCAAUCCUCCGAAGUCCGGCCCCAAAUCAUUUCCAAUGAUUACUCCUUACUUAAAAGUCUUGGGCAUCAUUCUGUUUUGAAAUUCAUGUUUGCGUUAGUGGACGAUUUUGGAUGGAGAUUGUUGGCCAUCGAGAUGCGCAAACACUCAGCGCAUUAUCACUAAUAAGGUGUUACCAGGGACAACUAUCGUCACGGACGCUUGGCGAGAAUAUCAAAAUGUCGGUCAGCUCAACAACGGGAUGUGUGCUCACGCUGUCAUUAUGCACGCUCGUGAAUUUGUUGAUCCAGUAGACCAGGACAUUCACACAGAAACAAUUGAAGGACUUAGGAUGCAAGCGAAACGUAAACUCCGCUAUCAGAGUGGUAGGCCUGCUAGACGCGAUCUGUUUGCCAGCUACUUGGGGGCCUUUCAGUGGCGCAACAGUGACAUUCAGAACGUUUUCGGCUGCUAUUUGCAAAUGCUAUGUCUUCUUCUUCUAUAUCUUAAGGGCCCACGAUCAAUUUAUUGAUCAUUUUGGCUACUAUGAGCUAUGUGCCAAUGAAACAUUUAGUAUUUACUGACUGGUUUGUAAAGAUUGGUGAUUGCAAUUAUUGGACAAAGAGAAAAUGCUGACAUUUUAAUUGCUGGUUGAUUAGAUGAGACAAGAAUGGUGUAAGCAGGUUUCAUAAUAUUUAAUAAGGCAAUCAAUUGCUAUGCUAUAGCUUAUCAAUGUAAAUGUUGUAAAGAUUAAAGAAAAACUAGCAAGACAUUUAUUUACGAUAAUAUUUAGACUUUGUCAAGACUGUAAAUACUGUAAUCAAGUUUUAAAUUGACUCUAUUCGUAGAUUCUAGUUGUUAAAAAUGUUUUAAAAAAAGGUCUAAGAAAGUUUUUUUUAAAAUAAAGCAAUAAAUUAGUUGUUCCUUGCCUAUUUCUAUAUCUUAUAUUUUACAAUGAUUGUUAUUUAUUCAUUUAUAUUAUUUUCUUAGCGUGGGGGAUAGGGGUUAAACAAUUAUUGUUGACGUAAUGAAUUAAGAGGGUCCUUAAAAGAUUGAGAGCUGGUGAUCAGUGGGAUGGAGGGGUGCAUAAAUGGCCUGAAACUUUUUAAAAUAAUUAAUAGACAGCCCCUUAGUUCCUGGUUAGCCUUAAGUCCUUAAGCUAAGAAUUAUAGUCAGUAUAGGUUAAUUGUGGAAUCUUCAAAUCUUUUUUUUUUCAUGUAGGCAAUGUAGGGUUAUCUUCAGUCUUUCAAUUAAAGAAAUUGUGUUGUAAUUUAGGAGCUACGCCGCUAACAAUAAAAAAAUUAUUUCUUUUUUCCCUUAUAAAUUUCUUAGCCAACAGACUGCAAAAUUAUAAAUGUAAUUAUUAAAUAUUUCUCUGAUGACAGUGAACAUGUUUUUAUUUUACAGAUCAUCCAUUACAAUUUUUCCUAAACGCUUAGAAAGUCGCCCAGAUUUCCGAGUUUGGAAUUCCCAUUUGAUACGGUAUGCUGGCUACAAGAUGGACAAUGGGACAGUGAUUGGUGAUCCUGCCAAUUUGACAUUUACUGAGGUAAGAAUUAUUUUAAGUGUUGAUUUCUAAGCUAAAGUAUUUUUAUCUCCUUCUGGUAUUAGUAUAAUGGGAAUUUACUGAUAAGCUUGUUUUGGACAAAACAAUGAUGUACUUGAAAAGUUAAAAAUUAUUUUAAAGAAAGGUUCCUUUAAAACAAUUGAAUUUUAUUUUUACAGAUCUUUGAUUUUUUUUUUAAAAUUUAGCAAUGCAUUAAGCUUGGCUGGAAACCCAAGUAUGGGAAAUUUGAUGUUCUUCCACUAGUUCUUUCUGCUGCUGGAGCAGACCCUGAAGUGUUUGAAAUCCCUCCUAAUCUGGUCUUAGAGGUCAAAAUAGAGCAUCCCCAGUAAGUUAAUUUAAGUCAUGUGUAAUCAAAAUGUUUCUGAGGCAAUAUGCUUUAUAUUUCAGUAACAUUCAAUUGACUGAGGAAAUCUUUAAACAAUUUAAAUAUUAAUUUUAAAGUUAAUUAAUUAAUUAAUUUAAUUAAUAAAUUAAUUUUUAAAAUGUAAACGAUUAUAAAUCAAGAUAUAUUUUUUUAUAUCUGGAAACAAACCAGUUUUCAAGGGCCAAUGUCAUUCACUGCUGAUGGAUUGAUUUGUUAUUUUUAAUGAUUUCCUCAUCUCAACACUGUUUAUCAAUGUAGGUUUAAUUAACAAGUGAAACGUCUACUCCUUAAAGUUGAUCUGGUUGAGGUCAGAUGAUGAGCUUAUAUCUAUUAUUAAAAGUUGAUCUGGUUGAGGUCAGCCGAAGAGCCAAUAUCUUUCCUUUAACGUUGAUCUGGUUGAGGUCAGACGAUGAGCUUAUAUCUAUUAUUAAAAGUUGAUCUGGUUGAGGUCAGCCGAAGAGCCAAUAUCUUUCCUUUAACGUUGAUCUGGUUGAGGUCAGAUGACGAGCUUAUAUCUAUUCUUAAAAUUUGAUCUGAUUGAGGUCGGCCAAUGAGCUAACAUCUAUUCUUUAAAGAUGAUCUGGUUAAGGUCAGACGAUGAGCUUAUAUCUAUUCCUCAAAGUUGAUCUGAUUGAGGUCGGCCAAUGAGCUAACAUCUAUUCUUUAAAGAUGAUCUGGUUAAGGUCAGGCAAUGAGCUUAUAUCUAUUCCUCAAAGUUGAUCUGGUUGAGGUCAGACGAUGAGCUUAUAUCUAUUCUUUAAAGUUGAUCUGGUUGAGGUCAGACGAUGAGCUUAUAUCUAUUAUUUAAAGUUGAUCUGGUUGAGGACGGUCGUUGAGCUUAGAUCUAUUAUUUAAAGAUGAUCUGGUUGAGGAGGGUCAAUGAGCUUAUAUCUAUUCUUUAAAGUUGAUCUGAUUGAGGUCACUCAUGAGCCUUUUUUGUGUGCAUUAAAGAAGGGACUCGCUAAGAGUAACAACAGCAUGAUACAAAUGAUUUCUUUACUGAAUCUAUUUAUUCAUGUUAAUGUUUGGAUAACUUAAUUGAAUUAUUAUGGAAGCUUUGUUUCUCAUCACUUAUAUUUGUAUAUUUAAAAAAAAAUUUUUAGAUAGCAAAGCAUCUACUUGUUUUCUCCCUUAUUCCUUUGAUGUUCCAAAGAUAUCCAUGGUUUGCUGAAUUAGGCCUGAAAUGGCAUGCUCUACCAGGUGUAGCUGGGAUGCUGUUCGACUGUGGAGGAAUUGAGUUCCCAGCAUGUCCAUUUAAUGGCUGGUACAUGGGGACGGAGAUUGGUGCUAGGAACUUUUGUGAUACUAACAGAUACAAUAUAACAGAGGUAAGUCUAAUAGACAUCACAUGGUGGAAGUAAGUCUUUAUGGACACAACAUGACAGAAUUAGGUCCUAAAGCUACACAAAACUUUUUAGACAUUAACACUUUGUCAUUAUAGUGGUGAAAUUAUCAAUAAUAUAGGCCUAUUUAUGUCGUCCAUAUAAAAAUAAGAAAUAGAAAACAUAGAACGUGCACAUAUUUCAGAGAGCUAUUUUAGACUUAAAUAAUGGAAAAACCAAUGGAAAAGGGAAAAAUAACAACUAUAUUUUAUUUAUUAUACUAAACAUAAUACCCCUCUUAAAAUGAGACUUUUUGACAAUUGUAAUUGUUUGUGGCAUAGAAGAUAAAUAAAAUAAAGUACAGGGUUAUUUGGAACAUUAGUAUUUGACUUAUCCCUCUACCCAACCUGAAGCCUCAAAUUAUCUUAAAGAUUAUUUAUUAUUUCCCCUUCCUUCUUUUCUCAGAGUGUUAGUGACUUAUUGAUUGACUUAAAUUGACUACAAAGUAUGUUUUGAUAAAAGUCUGUUUAAAAUAUUUUAAAGAUUCUCUUCUGCAUCUUCAAGUCAACCCUUUGAAUUAAUAAAAAUUUAUUUGUAUGUAUGUGUGUGCUAAAUUAUAAUGGUAAUAAAGAAAAAUAAAUAGUACUUCCCCAUCCUUUCCAUUCAAUGUGUACAUAGCAAAGAUAAAAUUAUAUAUGAUCCCUUAAUUAAUGUAGUGUUCUGUUUCAAUUCUUCCAUCUAUUUUUAUCCAUUUUUUUCUGUUUUAAAUUUCCAUUAAUAUUUUUAAAUUUCACUUGUACAAAGCCCUUUUCUUUUCAUGGGGGUUGUGCUUAACCUCUUUUGUGCACUACAUAUGAGUAGAGGUGUGUUAGAAAUACUCUAUUAGAUGCACCAGAGGAGAGAUAUUUUUUCACUUGUCUAGUCAAGUUCUAAUUAGUGUUGUUGUCUUGUUGAUCUAGUUGUUACUAUUUAUGCAUAUUUGAAAUAUUUCUAUUGAUGUUCAAGUCUUGUUUUAAGUUAUAUUAGCAAUGCAGCCCUGUGUUGUCCUUCAAAUGUAUUUUUUUUAAAUUGAUUGAGUUUGAUUUUUUAUAGUCUCCUGUUUUUUGUUAAGAUUGUUGCAGAAAAAUUGAACUUGAACACAGAAAACAUUGCUUCUUUGUGGAAAGACAGGGUAAUACUUGAGGUCAAUAUUGCAGUACUCCAUAGUUUUCAGGUAAAAAAUAUUUUACAUAGUUUCCUCAAAAUAAAAGAUUGUUGCAAAAAUUAUAUUUUAAAUGCUGUUUGAUAACGUAUUUAAUAUUUUCAAACUUGUUUUUCCUUUUACAACUUUAAAAAAAAAUAUUUUUUUUAAAUGUACCAAGAGUAGCGGAGUGACCAUCACUGACCAUCAUUCUGCAAGUGAAUCAUUUAUCAAACACAUGGAAAAUGAGUACAAAUUGAGAGGUGGAUGCCCGGGUGAUUGGGUGUGGGUGGUGCCACCACUGGGUGGCUCUAGUUUAGAAGUUUUCCACCAGGAAAUGUUGCUUUAUAAGCUCAAGCCCUCCUAUGAAUAUCAGGUUUGUGUUGAAGUGUAAACAAUAAUUGUACUAUAAUAAAGAAAUAAAGUAUGUUUAUCAAAUUAUUUGCAAAAAGUUGAUAAAUUAUUUUAAAAAUUUGAAGAAAAAAAAUAUAUUGUAACUUGAACAUUUUGGGUUACAUUUGAUUUGCUAUAACAUUUUCAUGUGCAAUAUUUAACUCCAUUUAAGAGUGAUAUACCCUGAAUUUCUUAGUCUCCUUUGAAUUAUUUUAUUUUUAAUUAGAAUUUUUAAAGAUCCAUAUAAUUAAAGAAAAGUCCGAAAAUCAUAGACAUUUUCUGAUCUGACCAGACUAAACAAGAAAUUUGAGGAAAAGUGACCAAAUAUAAUAUUAAUAAUCUAUUUUAUCCCCAUGUGUUCAGUAUUGAAGACUUAGGCCUACUCUAUAUAUUUUAUAUCUUUAUAUUUAAAGGAAGAUGCAUGGUUGACGCACAAGUGGAAAAGAGAUUCUUUAAAAAGGCUUUUUAACAAACAAAAG
This is a messenger RNA of Lymnaea stagnalis (great pond snail), 7050 nucleotides long. The record is from the annotation of a GenBank genome assembly. NCBI's taxonomy places the organism in Eukaryota, Metazoa, Mollusca, Gastropoda, Lymnaeidae.